AUUCAACGGAGACCCCACUGUGCUCAUUUCAUCUUUUUCCCAACUGGUAAAACACAUAAUCAUUAUCGUAAAUUCGUAAUUCUAUUUCCGUUUGCAUUUCAUUUUCCUCGUUGACCGGUGGACACCCUUCUUAGCCGCUACUCCGUACUAGGGUUUGGUUUCUCUUAUUUUUAAUUUUCGGUAGUGUUUAUUUCCAUUUUUACUCUACCUUGCAAGCUAUUAAUGAUCUUCUCCAUGUUCUGGCAAAAAAUUGUGGAAUUCAAAGGGUUUUCAAGGUUUAAGGGGAGAUAAGACGGGUACUUGGUAUUUUGGUGGGAGGACUUUUUUAUUUUUAUUUUUUCAUUUUGAAAAUUUGCGGUCGUGACUGUGUACUGUCUUGAAUUUUGAUUACUGCUUCAGCUUUGGAAUGAUUUGAAAGAGUGAUGGCGUGUUCAUUUGAAGAUCUGGAACUGGUUUACAUCUAGUGGGAUAUUUUAUUUUCGUUUUUAUUCCACCUUGCUAGUUAGUAUUUUUCUUCUCAGUGUUUUGGGAAUAAGAAACAGUGUAAAUUUGUGAAAUUCGAAAUUAUUUCAAGGUUUAAAGGAAAAAAGAUACAGUCUUGAUUCUGUGUUAUCUUGAAGUUUUGAUUGUUCGCUUUAUCUUUGUAAUGAUUUGAAAGAUAGGUGGCCAUGUUCAUUUGAAGAUCUAGAACCGUUUUAAAUCUAGUGGGAUAUUUUAUUCAGGAAGAAUUGAGCUUUUGCAUUGUUGAAGUAUAGUUGUUGACUUGAAAAGGGAAAAUGGAUAAUUCAAAUCUGCCUGGGCAGAUGAAUAGACAGAUUGAUCAUUUGGGUGUGAACAAGAUGGGAAAAAACAUUAAGAAGAGUCCUUUACACCAGCCCAAUUUUUCUGGCCCUGCUAGGCAACAGCCUCAACCCCAAGUCUACAAUAUUAACAAGAAUGAUUUCCGUAAUAUAGUUCAGCAGCUCACUGGAUCUCCUUCUCAAGAACCGCCAUCUAGACCUCUCCAAAACCCUCCAAAACCUGCAAGUAACCGAUUACAGAGAAUUCGCCCUCCGCCUUUGGCACCAAUGAAUCAACCUCAAAUCCCGAUUCAUCCUUCUAUGCCAAUGCCUGCAUCAGCACACCCUGUACGGGAGCUUCCUAACAACUUUGCAAGACCUCCUCCCCCUCCAGCCCAUUAUGGCCAACCUUCACCACCUGUGUUCCCACCAACUCCUACUGAUGUUUGGGCAAAUACAGCUGAGUCUCCUUUAUCAGCUUAUAUGCGCUACCUGCAAAAUUCGAUCAUCGAUCCAGGUUUCCGACAACCCCAGCCUCAUUAUCAACCUCACUUGCAACCUCAUGUUCCUGGUCAAAAUCUAGCUCGGCCAGCGGGUUCUGGUUUGCUUCCUAAUCCUACCAUGCAACCGUUCCCAUCUCCAAGAAUGAAUGGUCAUCCAAUCCCUCUUCCGUCACCUCGCAUGAAUGGCCCCUUGCCCCAUCUUCCUUCCCCUAGGAUGAAUGGCCCUCCUCCCCUUUUACCCUCUCCUACUUCUCAGUUCCUUUUACCUUCACCUACUGGCUAUUUGAAUUUAUUGUCUCCUCGAUCACCUUAUCCAUUGCUUUCUCCAGGGUAUCAGCAUCCUCCUCCUCUGACUCCUAAUUUCUCAUUUUCUUCCGUGCCCCAAUCUGGAAUUUUAGGUCCUGGACCCCAGCUACCUCCUUCUCCUGGUUAUGGAUUUCCUUUGUCACCUUCAGGGUUUUUCCCUCAACUAAGUCCUAGAUGGAGGGAUGAAUAUUCUUAAAAGCACAAGCUACUGACUCGCAAGGGAUACAAAUACUGUCAUUUUUUAUGACUUUCUUCAUGUUGAGUCAUUUCUUCUGUAUCAUAGCUUCUCCUAUGGAUUUGAAUGUACACCGAGAUGCAACGGUUCAUCGUGGAAGUAUGUAGUCUUCGUGUUUGCUGUUGUUUUUCUUGUUUAUACAGGCGCCUUCUGAGAUGUGGAUUCUGUAACAGCUGCAAUCUGUUUUUAUCUGCCCAAAAUGAUUUACAUCAGGUGAUAUUCUGAAGAUUGGACCACUUCUGCAUACACAUGGGCGGCUGCAGCAUGUAAGCAGGUAGUAUUAUAGUCUUUGCAGAUUCAUGUAGGCCAUCUGAUGAAAAAGUAGUUUUGCAUUUUUGUAAUAUUGUUCAUCUUACAGUUAGUCUGAAUUGAGAUUCUUAGUGACUUUAUAAGAGCAUAAAAGUUCUCACUUUUCUGUUAAAUCAUUUUGCUUUUGCACUUGUAUUUUCAUAUACAAUCAUCUAUGUAUUUUUUUUUCCUUGGUAAGCUGUGAAUUUUUUGGGCUUA
Olea europaea var. sylvestris is the source of this 2330-nucleotide messenger RNA. RefSeq names its product protein HAIKU1-like. The transcript has a single exon. Bases 777 to 1784 code for a protein of 335 amino acids. The record is from RefSeq and is a predicted model, not a curated record. Lineage: Eukaryota; Viridiplantae; Streptophyta; Magnoliopsida; Lamiales; Oleaceae.